UGAUCGGGACAAAACAUGGCGCACGCUUCAGCCAAAAGACAAAAGUAUUUCACUUGUCCAGUUUGUCUGGAUCUACUAAAGGAUCCAGUCUCAAUUCCAUGUGGACACACAUAUUGUUUGGGCUGCAUUAAAGGCUGCUGGGAUCAGGAGGAUGGUAAAGACAUCUACAGCUGCCCCCAGUGCAGACAGACAUAUAGGCCAAGACCUGCUGUCAGUAAAAACACUCUGAUUGCUGAGAUGGUGGAGGACUUUAGAAAGACUGGACUCCAGGCUGCUGCUCCUGCUCAGUGUUCUGCUGGACCUGGAGAUGUGGAAUGUGGAGUCUGCACUGGGAGAAAACUCAAAGCUGUGAAGUCCUGUCUGGAUUGUCUGUUGUCUUACUGUGAGGCUCACUUCAAAGUUCACAAUUAUGUAAAUCCAGAAAGAAAACACUCAGUGAUUGAUGCCACAGGCCAGUUACAGGAGAGGAUCUGCCCCCGUCAUCAGGUGUUUGAAAUAGUUUGUAGUACUGAUCAGAGUUGUAUCUGCUAUCUGUGCACGAUGGACGAACAUAAAGGCCAUGACACAGUCACAGCUGCAGCAGAAUGGAAAAACAAACAGAAGCAGUUGGGGCAGACCCAGAGGAGAUUCCAGCAGAGAAUCCAGGAGAGAGAGAAGGAGCUGCAGGAGCUGAGGAAGGCUGUGGAGACUCUCAAGAGCUCUGCACAGACAGCAGUGGAGGACAGUGAGAGGAUCUUCACUGAGAUGAUCCGCUCCAUUGAGAGAAGGCGCUCUGAGGUGACAGAGCUGAUCAGAGCUCAGGAGAAGGCUGAGGUGAGUCGGGCUGAAGGACUCCUGAAGCAACUGGAGCAGGAGAUUGCUGAGCUGAAGAGGAGAGAUGCUGAACUGGAGCAGCUUGCACAUACAGAGGAUCACAAUUAUUUCCUCAAGAAUGUUGUGUCAGUCACUGCUCCUCCUUGCAGUACAGUUCCAACCAGUUUGACCUUCAACCAGAGUUUCUCUUUUGAGUUUGUGAAGGAAUCCAUCUCUGCAGUGAAGGUGCAGCUGGAGGAGAAACUGGGUGGCAUCUUCAAGCAGGAAGUAGCCAAGAUAUCUGCAGCAGUGACACAGAUAAUCCAGUCUUUAGAAUUAUCCAGUGAUAUCCAGGCUUAUUUUCCUGAACCAGUGACCAGAGAGGAGCUCUUGCAGUAUUCCUGUCACUUCACACUGGAUCCAAACACAGCACACAGACGCCUCCAUCUGUCUGAGGGGAACAGGAGGGUGGAGUACAGAGCUGAACUCCAGUCAUAUCCUGAUCAUCCAGAGAGAUUUGAUGUGUGUCCUCAUGUGCUGUGUAGAGAGGGUGUGUCUGGACGCUGCUACUGGGAGGUGGAGAGGAGUAGGUUGGUUGAUAUAGCAGUCUCAUAUAACAGCAUCAGCAGGAAAGGACAGAGUAGGGAGUGUGUGUUUGGAUAUAAUGAUCAGUCCUGGAGGCUGUUCAUUACCAGUUCCAGCUCCUCUUUCAGGCACAAUAAUAAAGAGACUAAACUCCCUCUAGUGGCCAGCUCCAGAAUAGGAGUGUAUGUGGAUCACAGGGCAGGAACUCUGGCCUUCUACAGCAUCUCUGACACAAUGACCCUCCUGCACAGAGUCCAGACUACAUUCACUCACACACUCUACCCUGGGUUUAAGAUAUUUUCUGGAUCAUCAGUUAAGCUGUUGUGACCCACACCGUAUACAGCAGGACA
Messenger RNA from Alosa sapidissima (American shad), 1727 nucleotides. Its product is annotated as tripartite motif-containing protein 16-like. Bases 16 to 1704 code for a protein of 562 amino acids. The record is from RefSeq and is a predicted model, not a curated record. The transcript has 7 exons. Lineage: Eukaryota; Metazoa; Chordata; Actinopteri; Clupeiformes; Clupeidae. Gene Ontology annotation, molecular function: protein binding; zinc ion binding.